UCUAGCUCGCUCCGCCAUGUCCUCAUCGUCUUCUUCCUCCCUUCCUGUCCCAGCCGACUGGCUGCUACCUUUGAUGGGAUGCCCCCUCUGCGGCGACGAGGUCGUGACUGCCGUCGCGAGGACUGGUAACCAGGCUGGUCAUCGCUUCUACAAGUGCAUUCGCCAUGACGCUCGUCAGUGUCGUUUCUUUGAGUUCCAGCGCGCGUACUGCAGGAGGAUGACCCACGAGCAGAUCCUUGGCAUCCAGCCGGUCAUGGAUUUGCGGUCCAGCACGGCAACGGGGCUGCCCAGAUCGUUCCCGCUGCCAUACAGCCCCAAGCCCAGCAGCACAUCCAGGCUCCAGUGCAGCCGCCUCCGCCGCCGGCGAACCACUCCAUUGCUGAUGCAUUCAGGCCCGUUGUAGCUGCCGCCGCCUCACCUGGAGCACAAGGCCUGGCUGCAGUAGCUGUCCUGAUGGCCGCUAUCAACAUCAUGCUCACUGUCCUUGUGCUGAUGGUCGUGCUCGCAAUGUACUUUGCUUAAGGAAAUUAGGGACAUCGUUUCAAGCAGACGCAGUAGAGUGUGUAGUUUAGUCAGGGUCAGUUAAUUGCUAGCAAGGGUGGCUCCCUGUACCUCUAAGCCUGUUUCCCCCUAUCAUGCCGGCCAAAAACUAAGCACCCCGCGCGCCAAUCGGGUGAUCCCCAUGUAAUGUGUUAAC
Molecule: messenger RNA, 697 nt
Organism: Triticum aestivum (bread wheat)
Lineage: Eukaryota; Viridiplantae; Streptophyta; Magnoliopsida; Poales; Poaceae
Exons: 2
Coding region: 17-403 (128 amino acids)
Molecular function (GO): zinc ion binding
Source: RefSeq, a predicted model, not a curated record